Molecule: messenger RNA, 219 nt
Organism: Oppiella nova
Lineage: Eukaryota; Metazoa; Arthropoda; Arachnida; Sarcoptiformes; Oppiidae
Source: the annotation of a GenBank genome assembly
AUGGGAUUCCUAAAGAGCCCGAUAGACUUGUCCAAAUGGGAUCGAUAUGUGUAUACGGCUAUUUUGUUUGGAAGUGGCAUUUCCUAUGCCAUUGUAUAUUCGGUAUAUUCGCCGAUUAUGGUUGACAUGAAAUUCAUACUCAACACUACUAUGAAAUGGGUGUCACUGUUCACCUCAUUUAAAACCAGUGGUUAUAUUCUGGGAACUUUCGACAGUUAA